UAAGAUAGCUCUCAAGCCCUAUUGGCCAGUUUUAGCUUCUCCUCUUUUGCAGCAACUUGAAACUUCCACAUAGUAGUGAUCACCCAUAAACCUUUGUUAGGCUUUAUGCUUCUCAGGGUGGGGAUUGUUCCAACUUCUAUUUUUAAUUGCAGCUGCACAACAUGAGGGUGUCUCCUAGGUUAAUGGCCAACCCUUUGCCGAUAACUCCAAGCUCUAGACAGCAGUCCGCUCUGCUUCCGCCAUUGCAGCUAUAUCGCCGUUUGCUCAGGGUGCAUCGAAAAAAACUUCCAAAAGACAUGCGUUUGCUUGGCGAUGAGUAUGUGAAGAACGAAUUUCGAGCUCACCGGAAUGUGGAUAACCCAAUUCAUAUUGUUGGUUUCCUCACAGAAUGGCAGCUAUAUGCUCAGAAACUCGAAGGAGACACUUGGCAAGGCGAAAAGUUAGACAAAGCAAAAAUCGAUAAGAUGAGCGACCAACAAAUUGGACAGCUUUACGAGCUUAUGAAUACCCUAAAAAAGGAAGAUAAAGAUUGACUGUGACAAUGAAAUGGAAGGGAUAUAUUCUCUAACUGUUUGUCAUUUGACCGAGUGUGCUCAUCGCUGUUGGCAGGUAUUAACCAUGCUACCCCUUACAAGGGCUCAAACAGUGAAGAAUGUUUCAAUAAACCAUCUCCUUGUCCACUACCUGCGUUUAUCACUAAGUUUAGAAACUAUGUUGGGUGUUCUGGCGU
Molecule: messenger RNA, 730 nt
Organism: Histoplasma capsulatum G186AR
Lineage: Eukaryota; Fungi; Ascomycota; Eurotiomycetes; Onygenales; Ajellomycetaceae
Product: acetate non-utilizing protein
Exons: 3
Coding region: 183-533 (116 amino acids)
Biological process (GO): mitochondrial respiratory chain complex II assembly; succinate metabolic process
Cellular component (GO): mitochondrial intermembrane space; mitochondrion
Source: RefSeq, a predicted model, not a curated record